Messenger RNA from Zingiber officinale, 2416 nucleotides. RefSeq names its product transcription termination factor MTERF2, chloroplastic-like. Bases 99 to 1934 code for a protein of 611 amino acids. The record is from RefSeq and is a predicted model, not a curated record. Gene Ontology annotation, molecular function: double-stranded DNA binding. Gene Ontology annotation, biological process: regulation of DNA-templated transcription. NCBI's taxonomy places the organism in Eukaryota, Viridiplantae, Streptophyta, Magnoliopsida, Zingiberales, Zingiberaceae. The transcript is spliced from 7 exons.
GUCGACUCGUGCGAUGACGAACGGUGAGUUCUUCCAAGGAUUUUGUGGAGAGUUAGGGUUAAUCCAAACCCUAUAGAGAGAUCGAUCAUCCGGUAGCCAUGGUUGCAUGCUCCCUUCCCUCUUCCAUGAUCGCAAUCCCAAAUCGCCGCUCUUCGGCGGAUCUCUUCCGCUCAUGGAAUCUCGUCUUUGUUCCUUGUCUCCGUUCGAAUUCCUCUUCUCGCUUUGUCUACUCGGCUUCCGCAUCCUCUCGCAGCAUCGGCCGGCUGCGAGGUGCGCCGGUGCGGUUUUCAUUUACCGAAGGCGACAGGGGCUCAUCGUCUGCUGCCGAUUCAUCUGCCGCCGAAGAAGCACAGGAGGCCGUGGUGGAGAUUCUGCGGGAAUGCGGAGCUUCCGAAGAGGAGUCGGUUUACAUCGCUUCCAAUUCUAGGGGUUACUUGGAGAUGCUCAUUGGGAACGUCCAAGAACUGGACGAGCACAGCCUAUGGGGUUCUUGGAAUAGGGAGGUUGCGGAAGAGGGCGUUGAUUUGAAUAGUUGCAGUUUUAGGCAGAAGGUAUACUAUAUGGCUAGAAGAAAAGGAGAUAAAGGCAUUCUUCCAUUUCUCGAGAGCAUUGGCAUUAAGUUUUCAUCUGCUUUGCUUAUUGCUAGAUAUCUGUCUAUGGAGAAGCUUCCUGAGCUAAUCAAUAAGGUGAAUUUUGUGAAAGGAAUUCUGUUUCCAAGCACUAACAAUGAGGCAUUUAUUGGAAAAAAUGCAAGAAGAAUGAUGAUGUAUUUGUCAAUUACUGCAGAUGACGAUGUUCAGCGCACUUUGUCUUUUUUUGAAAAGAUGGAGGCAAGGCAAGGCGGCCUAAAUAUGUUGGGUAACAGGGAUGCCUCUUUCUGCUACUUGAUUGAAUCAUUUCCAAAGCUUCUUGUCUUAUCAGUGGAUAACCAUUUUAAACCAUUGGUCAACUUCCUUGAACUAGUUGGAGUUCCUAAAGAAGGCAUUUCAACUAUACUGUUGACAUUUCCUCCUAUCUUAUUCUAUGACAUUGAGAAAGAUCUGAAGCCAAAACUUCAUGGAUUAGCAAAGGCAGGUGCCGAAGAGACGGAUAUUGCAAAGAUGAUAUUGAAAUAUCCUUGGCUUCUUUCAAGCAGCAUUCAGAAGAAUUAUAACAGGCUGCUAGCAUAUUUUAAUGUAAAGAAGAUUCCAAAAGCCAGCUUUGACAUUGCAAUUAAAAGUUGGCCUCAUGUAUUGGGUUGUUCGACUUCAAAGAUGAAGUCAAUGGUGGAGCAAUUUGCUGAACUUGGUGUUAGUAGGACGAUGAUGGUUCCAGUUAUUACUUCCAGUCCACAGCUUCUUCUCAUGAAGCCUAAGGAAUUUCUUGAGGUUGUAUCUUUCAUGGAAGAAUUUGGUUUUGAUAGUACAACAAUUGGUAGAAUCUUACGUCGCUGUCCGGAAAUAUUUGCUUCUAGUAUUGAAAAUACACUCAGGAAGAAAGUCCAAUUCCUUAUGGAUUUUGGUAUCUCAAAAGACCGCCUUCGUCGGGUUAUCAGAAAAUAUCCAGAGAUGCUUCUUUUAGACACAGAUAAUACAUUACUUCCCAGAUUGAGAUUUCUGAUGAAGGUUGGGCUGUCAAAGAAGGAGGUAUGCUCCAUGAUAUGUAGAUUUUCCCCUAUCUUAGGUUAUAGCAUUGAAGUUGUUUUAGAACCCAAGCUCGAGUUCCUCUUGCGCACCAUGAAAAAGCCACUCAAGGAAAUAGUUGAAUAUCCAAGAUACUUUAGCUAUUCACUGCACAAGAAGAUAAGGCCCAGGUUCUCGGUGCUGAAGAGUAGAAAUCUCGAUUAUAGUUUGGAAGACAUGCUAUCUAAGAACGAUGAGGACUUUGUACGUGUGUACAUGGGUGUUGAAGUGCCUCUUGUGGUGCCCUCAGUUACGUCAAAAGAUGCUGCAUAGGAGAGGGAUGUCAAAUCAUUUUGGAAAAAUCUCCAAUGCCUUUGAAUUAUCAUAUAUUUUGCAGAACAAGGCUUGUCUGUUCCACCAAAUUUCCCUGAGGACGGUCACGAUUAUGUGCAAUCAUACAAAAGGGGUGCUACUGAUGAAAAGCCACGCCGGUCGAUCUAAAUGUGACCCUGCUGCCCUAUGUACUGGCUCGAAGAUAGAAAAUGUUUCAGAUAUUUCAGUGUCCUGAGUUUGCAAGGUUAUACGAAUCUGACCCUGCUGCAACAUGAACAAUGAGGUGGUGCGGGAUAAAAUGUCUCAAUGAGUGUAUACUUCUUUUACUCUAGAGAAAAGAACAAAGCGUGGAGGCAAAUCAAACAAUGAUCAAGUAUUGUUCACCUAUCAUAUUUAUUAGGUUUUGCCACGGGUUAGUGAGAAUCUGUUUGUUUUGUAAUAGGAACGCUUCAUGAAGUGCCUUUGAAAUUUUUGUCGAUUAA